Molecule: messenger RNA, 969 nt
Organism: Musca vetustissima
Lineage: Eukaryota; Metazoa; Arthropoda; Insecta; Diptera; Muscidae
Product: dehydrogenase/reductase SDR family member 7-like
Exons: 1
Coding region: 1-969 (322 amino acids)
Molecular function (GO): oxidoreductase activity
Source: RefSeq, a predicted model, not a curated record
AUGUUAUUCGCUGAAAUUAUUCUAUUGGCCAUUAUUUGUUAUUAUUUAAUUUAUAUUCUUCUGUGGCUAAUAUUGGAUUGUAAUGUGCGUCUCUGGUGGAGUUUAUAUUUCGGUACAUCAAUAUCUAAGCUAAAAGGUCAAGUGAUAUGGAUAACGGGAGCAUCCAGUGGUAUUGGUCGCGCUUUGGCCAUCGUCUUGGCAAAACAUGGUGUUAAGCUGGUGUUGUCGGCACGUCGUGCUGAUCGUUUGGAAAGCCUUAAAGAAGAAUGCCUCCAGGUGGGCAAAGCAGUGUUAAAAGACCAUGACAUCUUGGUAUUACCAAUGGAUAUUUUGAAAGUCACGGAACAUAAACAGCAAUUGGAUAAAAUUUUGGAACAUUUUGAGAAAAUAAAUCUGCUGGUGAAUAAUGCUGGCCGAUCACAACGAGCCCAUUGGGAAGAUAUUGCCAUACAAGUGGAUCGUGACCUCUUCGAAUUGGAUGUCUUUGCCACGCUGCAUCUGUCACGUUUAGUGGUGCGUUACUUUUUGGAUACGGCCACCGAAUAUCGAGGUCAUAUUGCGUGUACCUCCAGUGUGGCCGGUAUGGCAAUUGUUCCCUUUUCGGCCAGCUAUUGUGCUGCCAAACAUGCCCUAAAUGCCUAUUAUCACACAUUGGCAAUGGAACAUCGCAGCAUCGAUGUUACGAUAUUUAAUCCCGGACCAGUUACUACGGAUUUUCUCAAGGAAGCCUUUACUGCCUUGCCGGAUGAGAAAUUUGGUCGUGAGACAAAUGAAAGAUAUCGUAUGACUGCGGAACGGUGUGCCUACCUCUAUGCCACUGCCUUGGCCAAUAAGCUGCAGCUAUCAUGGUGUGGUCGCUUUCCCGUUAAUCUAAUGUGCUAUGUAACACGAUAUUCGCUGCUGACAAUGGUUAUGAAUUGGUUUAUAACACCACAGCGUAUGCAAAAGGUACGAGAUGGUGAAGCAUAG